GGAGGGAGAGGAUAAAUAGCAGCCUGGCUUCCCUGGCUCCUCUCUGCGUCCUCCUCAUCUUCCCAACAACAUGCAUCUUGCCAGUCUGAUCAGCUCCUGCUCCCUCCUCCUGCUACUGGGGGCCCUGCCUGGAUGGGCAGCUAGCGAUGACCCUCUUGAGAAGGUCAUCGAAGGGAUCAACCGAGGGCUGAGUAAUGCAGAGAGAGAGGUUGGCAAGGCCCUGGAAGGCAUCAAUAAUGGAAUCACCCACGCUGGAAGGGAAGUGGAGAAGGUUUUCAGUGGACUUGGCAACGCGGGGAGCCAGGCCGGCAAGGAAUUGGACAAGGGCAUCCAGGGGCUCAACCACGGCUUGGACAAGGUAGCCCAUGACAUCAACAGUGGCGUCGGACAAGCAGGAAAGGAAGCAGAGAAGUUUGCCCAUGGGGUCAACAACGCUGCUGGACAGGCUGGAAAGGAAGCAGACAGAGUGGUCCAAGGGAUCCACAGUGGGGUCAACCAGGCCGGGAAGGAGGCAGAGAGACUCAGCCAAGGGGUCGACUAUGCUGCUGGCCAGGCCGGGAAGGAAACGGAGAAACUUGGCCAAGGCGUCCACCAUGCUGCUGGCCAGGCCGGGAAGGAGGUGGACAGGUGGCAGCAGAAUGUUCAUAAUGGGGUCAACCAAGCCGGCAAGGAGGCCAACAAGCUACCGAAUACCAGCCAUCAAGGCGGAGCUACCGGCUAUCACGGAGGGGCCGGAACCACCACAUUAACAUCUGGAGCCUCGGUCAACAAGCCCUUCAUCAACUUUCCAGCUCUGUGGAGGAGCGUCGCCGACAUCAUGCCCUGAACUGAUGCCCUGGCCUUGCUGGGCAGACUCAUGUUCCCGUUGUCAUAUCAACUGAAAUGUCCUGGAGGAGCAGAGGGUGGAGCAUAUAUUCCUAGAGUCUCUUGAGGGGAAUAUAACGAAUUUGUGAAUAAAUGUGGUAUACUGUA
Molecule: messenger RNA, 972 nt
Organism: Carlito syrichta (Philippine tarsier)
Lineage: Eukaryota; Metazoa; Chordata; Mammalia; Primates; Tarsiidae
Gene: SBSN
Product: suprabasin
Exons: 5
Coding region: 71-826 (251 amino acids)
Source: RefSeq, a predicted model, not a curated record